UGGGAGAGCAGACCCUGGGCGCCGCUGUUGUCUGUGCCAUAGGCGAGCAGUCUUCGCGGGCUGCUCCUGUCAAUGGCGCUAGUGCACAAGGAAGAGGCGGGCGUGUAGGAUCAGUGAGCAAUGCAAUAGCUGUUGUGGAGGCGCUGGGAAAUGUAGUUGUUCAGGCACUAGGUGCCUAG
Ilex paraguariensis (yerba mate) is the source of this 179-nucleotide messenger RNA. The record is from the annotation of a GenBank genome assembly. Lineage: Eukaryota; Viridiplantae; Streptophyta; Magnoliopsida; Aquifoliales; Aquifoliaceae.